GGUUAAGGGUCACAAUCAACAUGGCGGCGAACAUGGCAAAAUUUCGGAUAUCGAAAUGUUUGAAGAUAGUUGGAGAAAAUAGACUCUUUCCGCGCAGUUUUAGAAGUCGUCACCUGGGCAGAUGGCAGACAGAGGGCACGUCGGGGGUCAGAUGGGUCCAGACGAACCCAUGGGCGGACGGGGGGAAAGUUAACGAGGUUAGCGUCGAAGUCGGGGACAAGGUCAUGAGAAUAUCAACUGGAAAGUUUGCAAGAUUUGCCGAUGGCUGUGCUGUGGUCCAGAUCGGUGACACAUCUGCCAUGGUGACAGCUGUCAGUCGUACCAGACCCAGCUCUGCAGGGUUCCUGCCUCUCACCGUGGACUACAGACAGAAGGCGGCUGCGGCCGGUCGGAUCCCCACCACCCACCUGAGACGUGAGCUGGCGCAGACAGACAGGGAGAUCUUGGUCAGCAGACUCAUAGAUAGGUCUAUCAGGCCACUGUUCCCAGCAGGAUACAUGUAUGAAACACAGGUCAUCAGUAACCUCUUGGCUGUAGAUGGGGUCAACGACCCUGACAUUGCCAGCAUCAAUGGAGCUUCCACAGCUCUAGCACUCUCAGACUGUCCAUGGAAUGGACCAAUUGGUGCAGUAAGAGUAGGAAUUGUGGAUGAUGAGUAUGUCAUCAACCCCACACGGAGGCAGCUGUCUAGGAGUAAACUCAACCUGGUGGUGACGGGAGCAGAGAGGAACCUGGUCGUGAUGUUAGAGGGUUCUGCAGAAAACGUCUUGCUGCCAGACUUCCAGCGAGCCAUCAAGACGGGAAUCAAGGAGACACAGAAGAUCAUCCGGGGCAUCCAGGCUCUUCAGAAGGAGGUCGGGAAGGAGAAGAGAACCCCGCCCAAACUCUUCACACCCCCGGAGGAGAUAUUGGAACAGGCCAGAAAACUUGCCACAGAAAGACUUCAAGUUGUUUUUACUGACGCCACCCAUCACAAGUUCUCUCGGGAUAAUGCUGUGCAAGAAAUUCGAGCUGAGGUGGAAGAAAAACUAAAGGAGUUGUUUCCAGAGGCAGAACCCUUCAUGAUUAGUGAGUCUAUUAGUGUGGUCACCAAACAGGUCUUCAGGAACCUCAUACUGGACACUUAUCAGAGAUGUGACGGGCGUGAUGUGACUUCCCUGAGAGACAUCUCCUGUGAUGUGGACCUGUACAAACCCUUACAUGGGUCUGCUCUAUUCCAGAGGGGACAGACACAGGUGUUGUCCACUGUGACCUUUGACUCCAAGCAGGCUUCACUGAAGAUGGAUCCUAUCGCUGAGAUUCUUGGUGGGGUGAAACAGAAGGAUUUCAUGCUGCAUUAUGUGUUCCCUCCCUAUGCAACUAAUGAGACAGGCCGGGUGUCCUCUAACUCAAGAAGAGAACUAGGGCAUGAUGCCCUGAAGCCAGGGGUUCCCUUCAGACUUUCCCUUCCCAUAAGGCUGACUGCAGAGGUUCUGGAGUCCAACGGUUCUUCCUCUAUGGCCUCAGCCUGUUCAGGCAGCCUGGCACUCAUGGAUGCCGGGGUGCCCAUCUCCUCUCCGGUGGCGGGUGUAGCCAUUGGUCUGGUGACCAGGACUGAGCCAGACAACCCCACAGACAUACAGGACUACAAACUACUCACUGAUAUACUGGGCAUAGAGGACUACAUGGGAGAUAUGGACUUCAAAAUGGCAGGAACCAAGAAAGGGGUAACAGCCUUACAGGCUGACAUCAAGUUACCCGGCCUGCCGCUGAAGAUCAUAAUGGAGGCUACCCAGCAGGCCACUGUGGCGAAGUCUGACAUCAUCAACAUCAUGAACAGGGCGCUGGCCAAACCCAGGAACACUAGAAAGGAGUAUGGACCAGUAUCCGAGCAGCUGAAAGUGCCGAUGGCCAAGAGAGCCCAGUUUGUCGGGCCUGGAGGCUACAAUAUCAGGAAGAUCACUGCAGAGACAGGUGUGACCAUCACACAGGUGGAUGAGGAGACGUUCUCGGUGUUUGCGCCCAACACCGCCGCCAUGAACGAGGCGCGGGAAGAAAUUGACAACCUACUGAAAGACAAGAGAGAACCACAGCUGGAUUUUGGUGCCAUCUACACAGCUACCAUCACUGAGAUCAGAGAGAGUGGAGUGAUGGUGAAACUGUUCCCCACCAUGCAGCCUACACUGUUACACAACUCACAGCUGGACCACAGAAGGGUAAGCCACCCAUCUGCUCUUGGCUUUGACGUCGGACAAGAAAUGUCUGUCAAGUACUUCGGGCGGGACCCGGCCACCGGUAUGAUGAGAUUGUCGCGAAAGGUCCUGAUCGCUCCCGCGUCGUCAGUGGUCAAGAACUUGAACCUGACCAGGACUCCGGCCUCCCCUUGGGUCACUCAGACGUCCAGCGAACAGAAGGAAGAAGAGAAUGGGGAGGUGAAAGAGGAGGGGGAGGAUAGACAGAAUGAGAGAGAACUGGAGGAAGGACAUAGUGAGGAUAGACAGAAUGAGAAAGAAAAGGAGGAUGGACAUAGUGAUGAGGUGACAGAAGCUUCGGACAGAUCAGAUAAGACAACUUCCAACGACUCAACAACACAUGCAGCAACAUGAUUAGUUUUUGGCAAUGCCUCGGGAGCGAAGCUUUCUUGUAUCACUGCUGUACAGGACUUCUGUUGUUAUUUAGAGAUUGGGAUGAUAUUGCACAACAUACAGCUACGGUGAAAUUUCAAGCCAGCUAAGAUAUAAGUUCUAAUGGUACAGAACUUAAUCUUUUUAGUCGAUAACUGCUAACAUGAUACAUUUAUAGUCAAACACAAAAGUAAAAGUAAGUUGUAAUUGUGUACAUUCCUUUAUUCGCUUUUGUCUUUAAGAUAGCAUAAAAUCACUUUUUCCAAUGGAAAUUGCAAUUGUCAGUAUGUUUGUCACAAACAGCGAUAUUGCUAACUAAGUCCUCAGUCUACCAGGAUAGAUGCAAAUUAAAAAUUGAAUCAAACUAAAGAU
Branchiostoma floridae (Florida lancelet) is the source of this 2975-nucleotide messenger RNA. RefSeq names its product polyribonucleotide nucleotidyltransferase 1, mitochondrial-like. The transcript is spliced from 26 exons. Gene Ontology annotation, molecular function: polyribonucleotide nucleotidyltransferase activity; RNA binding; 3'-5'-RNA exonuclease activity. Gene Ontology annotation, biological process: mitochondrial mRNA catabolic process; mitochondrial RNA 3'-end processing. Lineage: Eukaryota; Metazoa; Chordata; Leptocardii; Amphioxiformes; Branchiostomatidae. Gene Ontology annotation, cellular component: cytosol; mitochondrion. Bases 21 to 2585 code for a protein of 854 amino acids. The record is from RefSeq and is a predicted model, not a curated record.